UUCAUCCACUGCUAAGACAAACUGGUGCUCCUUUACUUCAGCACUAAACUGAAGGAUUAUCAUGCGAUUCACCAUGUCUUUAACUACAGCAAGGAUUCUCUUAGCUCUUUUCAUCUCACUUAUUGAGCUCACUUCGGCAGAAAAAGAAAAGAAUGUGUCAAGAAGACCUUUAAGAGUAAAGGCACAGACUUCAGAGGAUAGUCUGUCUCUGCGGUGGAGACACCCCCAUUUGUCUGGCCAAAACAGUUCAGUCGCAGUGAGGGGCUACCGCCUUGGUGUUGGAGAAAGUGGCAGGAAAAUGCACAAUGCACCUCUGCAGCAGGACCAGAGAAAUCAUCAAAUACAGAAGCUUGCUUCUGAGUCCGUGUAUGUGGUAUCGCUGCAGGCACAGCAUGCACAGAAUCCUCCUGUUUAUAAGGCAGUCACGACAAAAAAGAAAGCUUCAGAACCUGAUGAGCUGUACGAGCCUAAGGAUAUUAGUGUUCGAGUAAUAUCCCCUCAGUCUGUAUUUGUCUCCUGGGUGGAUCCUUUAUAUGAAAAACAAAUGAACAGAGACGUCAGCUCAACCAGGCACUACACCAUUCGGUACAGAGAAAAGGGGGAGUCGGCCAGAUGGGAUUACAAACAUGCCACCCAGAGACGAGUGCUAGUGGACAAACUUUCAUCAGACAAUAUGUAUGAAUUUUCUGUUCGAAUUUCACAGGGAAAUAGGGAUGGAAAAUGGAGUGUUUCAGUCUUUCAGAGAACCCCAGAAUCUGCACCCACAGGUUCACCUGAAAAUUUUGAAGUACAGCCACUGAAAGGGAAGGGAACGUCUGUCACUGCAACAUGGGAACCACCUGCAGACACAAAUGAAAAUAUUAGAGAAUACAUUCUUUCAUACGCCCCGGCUCUCAAACCAUUUGGAGCAAAGUCCAUUACCUAUCGUGGGGAUACAACUUCUGCCAUAAUUGAAGGUCUGCAGCCUGGGGACCGGUAUAUUUUCAAAAUUCGUGCAGCAAACAGGAGAGGACAAGGUCCUCAGUCUAAAGCCUUCAGUGUCAAUAUGCCAACAACUAGUACUGUUGUAUCAACUUCACAUCAGCAAUCCAAGAAUCCUGAUUUUGGCAAGAAUGACCAGAGCUCUGUACCACCUUAUAGGACAUCUUUAACAUCUUCAUCCAAGUUGCCUUUAUCUCGUUCUACCUCCAACAUUCAAAAGCUUCCUGCUUCCAAAACACCAAACACGUUUUCACAUGAAGCUGUUAGUGUUAGGUCAGAAUUGGAGACAGAGCUUCAGUCUACUGAGGAACCAGAUGAGUCUGAACUAUAUCCUUCUGAACCUGUUCCUCCCUCGCCAUCGAAAGCCACCACCUUUAACUUAAGGAGAAAAACUCGUCCUCUUUCCCAGACAAGAUCUUACCACAGUAUAUUCUCUUCGGUUAGAUCACCUGUUAGGAUUGGACAAUCAGCCAUCAAACAAGGUCCAGACACAACUACAUCAUCUCCUCAUUUUAAAGACAAUGAGACCAAAGAUUUAAAUGGCAGACAACAUACUUCCUCUUCAAGACAGACAGAUUUGAGUGAGGAUUUAGACAAGGAACUUGAUGAAGAUACUGAGGAGAAACAUGAGGAAGUUGUAAGACAAAAAAAUCCAGUUCAUUCAAAAGCAAAAGAUGAUGGACACAGUGAUUUUGCAAAUAAAAAACAUUCUAGUUUUGUUUUUGAUAAAAGUCCAAAUCAUAAAACUCCUCAUCAAAAUUCCUCAUCUAAAGUUCCAGAAACAUCUUCUGGGUCAUCCCAGCCCAAAUUCUCCAGAGCAUCAGGAAAUAGACCAGUGAUUUCUGUUCACACGUUUCCUAAUUCAGAGACCAAUAAGCCAAGAAGACCAGUAUCCUUUUUCAACAGGAAAUCUGUAUCACCCUCAUUGGUUACUCAUUCUUCCUCAUCAGGUGUGCCCUCCUCCACCUUAUCUGAUAAUAAGGAGUCAGCUGCUUUAAAGAAUGAACAUUCAGCUCGUAGCUUUCCUAAUAAAAAGGAAGCAGACCUUGAUUUGAAAAGUGUCUCAGCUUCCUCUUCUUCCAGAUCCACAAUAUCUAAAUCAGGGACUUCAGGAGGGGCACGGUUACCUGUUUCAUCCAACCGUCAUUUGAGUACUAAUGGCCGCAGAACAGCAGGAACUGGUUCUACCGAUUUUUCAAGUUCUGUCCAUCAAACAGGUGUACCACAUCAACCAGGAUCUAGCAGAGUAGGAGAUGGUCAGCCAAAACCUGGUACUUCUUUAGUCAAAUCUCAGUUUAUUCUGCCCACAACAGCUCGGCCAUCAUCUAGACAGCAGUCGUCUAAACUACUGGAUGAUGAUUAUGAUUAUGAAAGUAGUGAGACAGAAGUUGAGGUGGUGAAACCAGCUAUCUCUUCAACAUCAAACCAUGCUUCGUCAUACUUACCUUCUUCUGCUGUUCCUAAAGGGAGUCCCCAAAACUCACACCUUGGUGUUAGCAGCAGCAAAGGAAUUGAUGAUUCUGUUAAAAAGCAUAGUUUAUCCCCAUCAUCUCGGGUUAACCCUUCUUCAACCAAAUUAGUUCCUUCUGGGCGUAAUCGUUUAUCUUUGAUAACAAACCGUAACCACAGGUUCAGUAUGCCCAGACAGGAAACAAAACUAAGUUCACCUUCUACCCAACAAAACAUAGCAACCCAUUCCGCACGGUCUAGUGGUUCACAGUCACUAACACCAAAACACACACAAUCAGGUUCUGAUGUUUCUGUAGACCAAGAGACUGAUGAAAAAGAAAAAAGACCCAUUUCCUCAUCACCAUCAAAGUAUGGCCAUGGAUCAUCAGGGUCUUCUCAAUCCUCUUUGCCAAACCAUCAUUCAGUUUCAAGUGGCUCCAGAAAGCUUGAUACCUCUUCACACAUCAGUACUUCACCCUCAUCUGCUCAAGGAGGUUCACACACACACACUCCCAGUCUACCAGAGUCUGGAUCAGAGGAUGAUGACUAUGACUAUGAAUAUUAUGGAAGCAAAGAGUUGAAUGAUAAAGCUGAUAAACUUCAUUCAGCUUCUGCAUUGUUGAAAUCUGUGGCACCGGAGCCAAGUACCUCAUCCUCUGUUAAACAGACAAGCUCUAGCAUUACUGGGGACAGAGAGGAAGAUGAUGCAGACAGUAAAUCAAGUUCCCCUUCUGUGCAUUCAUCCGCACAGCUGCCUAAUUCACGCUCAAAUGGAAGGUCCCAUUCCCCUCAACUAACAAACCGUCAAUUUGGCUCUAGGAUUUCCAGCAGGGUGCUACCAUCUCAAAACACAAAGCUGGGUCAGUCUUCUGUCUCGUCAAACUCCCCUUCUACCAGUGCGUCUCAGUCUGCUUCAUCAUCAGAUAGAGGCAUUUCCCGGGUUCCUUCUUCUCAAUUGCCUCGUUCCUCCUCCAGGCAGACCUCUUCUUCCUCUCUACCAUCUGUGCAUUCAUCUCGGCAACCAAUACAAGGGACAAAGACCCGAUACCCUGGCCGAGCGGAUAUUGCUACACGAGAGAAAAGACCUGGCACAUUUGUGAAACCCAGUUAUGAACAAGGUAAAAAUGGUAGACCAAAUUUUACAGAUGCAAAUGGAAAAGUUUCUUCUACACCCGAAGACAAAGUCAAACAAACAGGUCUCAAGUUAAUAAAUGGCCCUCAAGGUGCAAAAUGGAUAGUAGACUUGGACCGUGGGGUGCUAAUGAAUCAGGAAGGAAGAAUUCUUCAAGACUCACAUGGCAAACCUCUUGGAGUACAGCUCGGAUCAGAUGGGCGUACUGUUCUGGAUCACGAAGGAACUCCAUUGUUGAACCCUGAUGGGCUCCCUUUUUUUGGACAUGGGCGUGAUAGCAGGCCUGUGAUUAACCCUAAGGGGAAGUCUGUGUUGACAGUGGGAGGCAAGCCACUGGCUGGUUUGGAGAUCCGCACAACAACAAUACCACCAACAACCACGACCACAACAACCACGACCACAGCAACCACGACCACAACAGCUACUACCACAAAAGCUACCACCACAACAACGACUACUACCACAACUAAUCCUACUACUACUACUACUCCUACUACUACUCCUCCUACUACUACUAUUCCAACUACAAUUGAGAUAACCACAGAGGUUCCUACAACUUCGGCAUUACCUGAAUGUCCUCCAGGCAGCUAUUAUAAAGUAGAUGAAAAUGGAAAACCUGUAUCUGUAGGACAGAAUACAAUGAAUUGCUACCCAGAAGAGGCCCAGACCACUCUCCUUCCAAUAACAGAAGCCCCCACAACUGAACCUGAGGAAGGAUAUCCAGAAACUAGGCCAUUUAACACAGUCCCUUCAUCAGAGUUUGAUAUAGCUGGGAAAAGACGAUUUACAGCUCCAUAUGUGAACUUCAUCCGUAAGGACCCUGGGGCCCCCUGCUCAUUAACUGAGGCAUUGGAAUACCUUCAAGUGGAUAUCAUGGAAGAUCUCAUUUCAAAAGACAGCAAAAAUCAGCCGCCCAAAAAUAAGCCCCACAAUAUCACCGUAGUAGCCAUGGAAGGCUGCCACUCCUUCAUCAUCCUGGACUGGGCACGUCCUGUGAAAGGCGACAUGGUAUCAGGGUAUUUGGUACACAGCGCCUCGUAUGAUGAUAUUUUGAAUAACAGGUGGUCAACCAAAAACUCCAGCGGGACACAUUUACCUGUGGAGAACCUGAAGCCAAACUCAAGGUAUUACUUCAGAGUUCAGGCAAAGAACGUUUUUGGUCUUGGACCUAUCAGUGACACAUUUACAUACGUAACUGAAUCAGAUGACCCACUGCUGAUAGCCAAGCCCCCUGGAGGAGAGCCUAUCUGGAUUCCUUUCUCCUUCAAGUAUACCUCGACCAACAGUGAAUGUGAUGGGAGUCAAUAUGUGAAGCGUACCUGGUACAGAAAAUUUGUUGGUGUUGUCCUUUGCAACUCAUUGCGGUACAAAAUCUUCAUGGGAGACGGGUUGAAAGAUACAUUCUACAGCAUUGGCGAUACCUAUGGUCGAGGUGAAGAUCACUGUCAGUUUGUAGAUUCACACAUGGAGGGAAGGACAGGGCCUCGUUAUACUUUAAAUUCACUGCCUACUAUCCCAGGUUUUUACCGUGCUUAUCGACAGGAGCCGGUGCAGUUUGGACUUAUUGGCAGCAGAACAUCUCAUUACUAUGUGGGCUGGUACGAGUGUGGAGUACCUAUUCCAGGGAAGUGGUAAUGGUGAUUCAAACCCAAAGAUGAUGUUCUGAAAGAAAAUCGCCCAAAAUCUUCCUUUUCUGAACUAAGAAAGCACAAUGAGCACUAAUGCCUUAAAUGUAAAAUUUACACAUUUCUAUGAGAGAAAAUAAUUGAAACCCAUGCAUUGGAAUGUAUUUUAUUAUGUGUUUUGUGGAAGCAGGUUAAAUGUGAUGGCAUCAGUUGAUAUACUUUUCUUCAACUGACAAAAGCAUACUGCAAUCAAAAAUGUGUACUCUGGCCUUUGUUACACACGAGUCUGCAAUAAUAAUUCAGAUUUACCUACCCAGUGGAUUUAUUGUUAAACAUGUGCUCAAUAAGAAUAUAUGAGCAUACAUCAGAUUGAAUUAAAAAGGUUGUUAUCCUACUGAAGGAUUAUGUACUAUUGUAUUAUUCAAAAACAACACAUUCAGAAUGGUUUUCAAAAGGGGCAGAGGGAAAAACAGGUCGCAAAACACCUUGCGACUCCCGGUAAGUGGCAAAAUGUAUUUUAAAAAGUUGUAUAAGUCAGUGGCGCAAUGGAAGCAAUUAAAAUUCAUAAUGGGUUCUAUUUUGCAAAUAACACCUUAUUUCCAAAAGGUUCAAAACACCAAAAUACACCCGAUAAUUAAGAAAUGCCCCCCUCUCGUGUCUCAAACUGCGACCGUUGACAGUGCUACUGAGCUGUAAGUAAUAAUGGAGGAUAUCGAAGUGCUUCCAAUUCUUUGACUGCAGCAAGAGAGGGAAGGGAUGAGGAAAAAACGACCCUACACUAAACCCAGAAUAUUUUGUCCCCGUCAGACAUUUCUAGAUCCAACUAUAAAACAAGUUAUGCGUAGAUACAGGUUGCAUAUAGACACUACAACAGAGCUGUGUGAUCUGCUUAAGUUUGAUUUAGAAUCACAAACAGCCUGCAGUCAUGCUAUACCUGUACCUGUAAAGGUUACAGUAGCCCUUCAUUUUCAGGCAACGGGUGCCAUCCAGACAACAGCUGGGGAUAGAUCAGCAGGGAUCUGUCAGUUUUCUAUGUCAAAGAUACUGACUGAUGUCACAGAUGCACUUUUCCAUAGGGCAAGGGUAUAUACUAUUUCCAGUUGGGGACGUGGAACAAAAUAGAACCAAACACAAAUAUUAUCAGUUGCCUGGCUUCCCAAACGUCCUAAUCUUUUUUCCAAUUGUUGCGACUACAUGUGCGUUGCUUCUUUCCUUUCUAGUUAAAUGCAAGUCCAGACUAUUGAAAUGUGACUAAUUGGCUUGUUAAUGAACCUGAAAAUCAAUUGUCGUUUCAAUUAAAUCACUCAUAAGCAGGAGUCACAAAGGGCAUGGCGAGUAGGAGAAAUUAACCUGCCCCUGUUGAAAAUCGAGACGUAUAAUUAGGUGGCAAAAAAACUUGCAGUGCAAAUGCAUUGUGACCUCUAUUUUCUAAAAUGCACCUUGUAAAAAUCAGGCUGAUUAUCUUCAAAGACACUGAUACUGACUUUACUUAUUACAAUGUAUAGUAAAAGAUUUAUGACGUGCAAUUGUUUGCUACUUUUACUUAAAAUAUAUCUAUUAUCUGCACAAAAAGAUGUUUAAAAUGAACAGAUUUUCCUAUGGAUCAUUAUGUUAUGGAAAUGUUAAACUGGGCUGGGAGUUAUUUAAUUGUCACUAUAAGGUCAGGGAUGUGGGUAUAGCCUAGGUAGCUCAAGAAAGAAAGAAUUGCAAUGAGGUGCUAUAGAAACCACUACAGAUGAGAGCUACCGUAUACAUAGUCAAGCAUCCAUUGAAAGAUCUCAGCUUUCUGCUCAUUUUUUUUUUUUUUAAAUCAACAUGAAACACAAAUCUAACUGCAUUCAGGCAACGACCCAAGUCACACUUAACUACACUUUGGAUCUUUAGAUUCAAACACUGCCCUAAUCUCCAGAAAUUAAGACACGGUUUAUGUUAGUUAUAUUACAGAAAUGUAUGUUAUUUAUUCUAACUACAUUAAACAACAUAUAGCAAUAUAUUUGUCAUAGUACUUCUAUUUUUGAGAUCACACAAAAUAAAACAGCGGAUGUUUUUUCAAUGGUUACAAUUCUUGGGUGCUUCAGUGGAUUUUUUAAAAACAUUUCUCUUGAUGUUGGAAUUUGCACUAAAAAGCAUUAUCAGAAAUAUGCUGUGAUGGUUUCCCUGGGGGACUACCAAUGUACCUGUAAAACGAAAAGUACAGGCAUGUUUAUAUAAUGUUUGCAACCAGCAGUACUGUAUGCAAGGUAUGUAACUAUUACUGUAUCAUUUUUGUAUCAUUAUUUCACGCCUCCAGUGCUAACAUUAAACUUUUAUUUCAUUUUAAAAUUCA
Molecule: messenger RNA, 7513 nt
Organism: Polyodon spathula (Mississippi paddlefish)
Lineage: Eukaryota; Metazoa; Chordata; Actinopteri; Acipenseriformes; Polyodontidae
Product: fibronectin type III domain-containing protein 1-like
Exons: 19
Coding region: 62-5197 (1711 amino acids)
Molecular function (GO): protein binding
Source: RefSeq, a predicted model, not a curated record